Messenger RNA from Iphiclides podalirius (scarce swallowtail), 771 nucleotides. The record is from the annotation of a GenBank genome assembly. Lineage: Eukaryota; Metazoa; Arthropoda; Insecta; Lepidoptera; Papilionidae.
AUGAAAUUGUUAAUAAUUUUCCUAUUUGCUCAACAAUGUUCAAGUUUCGAUAUUCCGCGCGAGAGUUGUAGAUCUGACUUGAACAUAGAAGACAAUCACUACAAUGUCUCAAAUAUUUACCACACCGACGAUGCGUACCCAACUGAUGCGCAUUACGAUGAGCGCGGAAAUAUAUUCUUUGUGGAAGCGGGCAGCAAUUCGGAGGGUUAUUAUUUUAAUGCAAGAAUAAUCGAGGCCAACUCCACUACACCCAAAAAAAUCCCUGGCCUUCCUGAGGGCACAAGCUACUCAAUCGCCAUUGACAGAAAUAAUGAAAAAGUGUAUUUUGGUACUAGCAGAGCUGCUGAGCAGACUGUUGUGCAACCAUUUGUUGAGCUGACUGCUGUGCUGCUGCUGCCAAUUGUUGAGCUGACUGCUGUGCUAAAUGCUGGGCAGAUUGUUGUGCAGCUGCAAGAUGCUGGGCGGACUGCUGUGCAGCCAAAUGUUGUGCAGAUUGCUGGGCUGCUAAAUGUUGAGCUGACUGUUGUACUGCAAGGUGCUGAGCAGACUGUUGAGCUGCUAAAUGUUGCACCGAUUGUUGUGCUGCUGCAUAUUGAGAUGCUUGAUGCUGCGGGCCUAAUUGUGUCUGAAGUGCAGAUUGCUGGACAAGUUGUUGUACAGCCGUUUGGGAUGCGUUACUCAUUAACUGUUGGGUGGGAGGUGCUAAUGUUAAUUGCGCUGGGGUCACUGCAACAACUGUUUGGCCACCACCCAUCAAGGUACCGGAGUCAC